GCAACUGACUUUUCAGCGCUUUAAAACGAAGAAUCUUCAUUUAGGUUUACAUUUCUCGUAUUACAAAUAUAGUAACUUUCAUUUUAGAAGGAGUGUUUUCUUCAGUAGCUGCAUAGUUAUUGCUUGUGAGGAAUUUUGUGUUUCAAAUAGCCUCGAAUGCCUCAAAAGCUAGAAUUUCGCACUGAAGCACUUUAGCUGUAGCUAGCUACCUAGCUAGUUACAAUUCAUGUAAUUCCUGAGAAAGGGUCAUCAGGAAAGGGAACAGCAGUUCAUGGAAGACAAGAAAAGGAAGAAGGAAGAAAAAAGGAAAAGGGAAACCUCUCAGAAGGUGGCCGAGCAAAAAAACAAAGUGCCAGAAUUGACCAAGCCCCCAUCUGCCCACUCUCCUGCCACUCCCAACUCGGCGUCCCCCAGCCCUGGCCCCGUCCCUCCUGCGACCCCAUCCAUUGCCACCGCGGCUGCUGGCGGUCCCCCUCAGGGUGGGAACAAUGCUAAGCGGCCGGCGGUGGCCAACGGACAGCCCUCCCCCAGCACCCAGGCCCCCCAGCGCUACAUGCCCCGUGAAGUGCCCCCUCGAUUCCGUACCCAGCAGGACCACAAAGUGCUACUGAAGAGGGGCCAGCCACCACUGUCCUCCAUGCUGCUGGGGGGAGGCAACAGCGGGGGUGAUAGCCCCAAUGCAACAGUGGCUGCUUCCUCAGGUGAGGAUUCCAGCCAGGGCUCUGUGGGUCCAACUGCUCCCUCACUGCCCCACACAUCAUCCUCCUCAUCAAUCGCUGCUUCUUCUACUACUACUUCUUCAAAUUAUGCAAAUUCCACGUGGGGGGCAAGCUCUGGCAGCCAGCCCCUCUCUCAGGGCAGGGAGAAGGUGAUAGUGGAUGGGUCGGACCUGGAGGAGUGGCCUAGCAUUGCUGCUGGAGACGGGGCAAGGGCUGGAGAGACGGCGGUCACUGGGGGAACGGAUGGUAGCGGGUUGCCGAACUGCAGUGCCUCGUGGGGCGAAAGGCACCUCCAGCAGCAGCAGCCGAAAGUGGUCGGAGGUGGAUCUGGUGGAGGGAAAGGUGUCAAUUCUGGUAGCCCCUCACCACCCUCCUCCUCCUCUUCACCUAAUGAAUGUAUGCAGCCUGGUAGUGUUGUAUGGGGCUCAUCUUCCCAGGGAGUCACAGGAGGAAAUGCAGUAGCGGUAGGGUCAGUGCCCUCCAUAUCCAAAGCCUCCCCUCUCCCAGGGAGCUCUGAUGGCUCUCUUGGUGUUAGCUGUGGGAUUCCAGAUGCCAACUUCAACCCCAAUGCCAAUCCCUCUGCCUGGCCAGCCCUGGUUCAGGAUGGGGCUGGGGUGGCUACAACAGAGGGUGGCCCCUCUUCCCUCCAAAGCUCAACAUCGUUGUCUGCCAACAACCCUUCUAUGGGUCACACCUCUAUUUCUGUGAAUCAAGCCUCUCAUCAGCACCAACUUCACCAAAUGCAAUCCAGAGACAGAGAACCAUCCUGUGGGGAGUGGGGUGGCGCAGCACUGGAGACUGGAGCAGGACCAAAAAACGCAGGAAUGAUUGAGGGGGGCAAAAUGGACUGUGGAGGUACAGGGGGAGGAGAUCUCUCCACUCCUUUUUCCUCUGCCACCACCUCAUCAUCAUGGGGAACUCAGCAUUUCCCCUCAAAUUCAAAAACGGGUGCCUCUAGUACUGAUGCUUGGGAAGAUGGAGCUGGGGCAAGCUCUGUCACUGCUGAAGGGGGAAGCGCGUGGGGUUACAGUGGUCAGGAGGACAGGGAAGUGUCUGUAGGGGGAAAUAGUGCAUGGGGCACAGGAAGUGGGGGCAGUGGUCAAGCCCCCGGGGUAUCUCAGGGAGCAUGGGGUGGGGGAGGUGGGGACCAGCUGCCGGUUGGGGAUUGGGGUAGUUCUGGUGGUGUCAGUGGUGUUAGCAGUCUUGUUGGUGGAGGUGGGGACGGCUCAAGUAGUAACAGCAGUAGCAGUAGUGGUGGAAGUGUUAGCAAUCCUCCAGCAUCCUCCUCCUCCACGGCUUCAACUAUGACUUCAAGAGCUUGGGACAAUCAGAAAGGAAUUGUGGAUGGAGGAGACACAAGUGAGUGGGGAGGUCAAGGGAGCAGAGGAGGUGGAGGUACUUCAUCCUCUAGUGGUGGAGGGAACUCCAGAAGUGGCAGUGGCCCUCAUAAUCAGCACCACGGCCACCACCGCUCCCACCAGCCUCCCAGUCCUGAAGUGGCCUUACAGAACCUGCUCAGUCGCUCUGAUCUUGAUCCCAGAGUACUGUCCAACUCCGGAUGGGGGCAGACUCAGAUUCGGCAGAAUGUUGCUUGGGAUUUGGAUGAUAGGGGAGGUAGUGGUUCAGCAGCUGCAAGUUCCUCCACUUCAGCAUCUUCAGCCAUGAAUGCGCCGAACCUUGCUCCAUCAUACUCUACUAGCUCAUCGACUACUGAUCCAUCAUCAUCAUCUGCGCUCUUGGGUGCAUCUCAGAGCUCAAACCCAAUCCCUGGACCAUCAGCUGUGUCCUCUGGGGAAGGCUGGGACAACAGCAGUAAAAGCACCAAUGUUUCUUUGCCUGCUCGAGGCCCCCCUCCUGCUGGCUGCAACAUCCAAAAUCCUGGCGUCUCACAAUCUGGAGGUGGAGCAGGUGUCUUGAGUCAUUCGGCCGGAGGACAGGGGAAGCCAUCUGGGUCCUGGGGAGAGACGGCUUCACCCGACAACCAAGGGAAAGGGUGGGACAGUGAGGGACCGGAGUGGCGAGAGCGAAGGGUAGGGUCAAGUGGAUGGGGAGAUUUCCGACAACAGGGUACUCCAACAGGAGGAGGAGGAAGUGGCUGGGGGGAUGAUCAGGAGGAAAAAGGGACUGGAGCUUGGAAGGAUAUGGGCAGGGAUGGAACUGGCUGGGGGCAGAAAGGUGGUAAUGAAUGGGGUAAUGAACGAGAGUCCAGAUCAAGUGGGGGUUGGGGGGAUGGAAAGGGCAGUGGGGGAGGUACAAGCGGUGAUUCAGAGGUUGGUACAUGGGGCAAUUGGGAUGAAGGUGCCCCAAGGAGAGCAUGGGGAGCUGGCGGUACAGGAGGUGGAGCUGGAGGGGGAGAUAUGGGUGGCAAACCUCAUCAGGGAUGGGGAGGGAGAAUGCACCCUUCACAGAUGCCAAACAGCCAGAUGGCCUCACUGAAGGGCCCGGCACAUCAGCAGCAACAAUCACAGCCCCAGCAGUCUCAGUCGCUGGACCCUGGGGCGAUGCAAGGGGGCUGGGGAAGACAAGCAGUUGCUCCAGCUCAGAGCCAAAGUUCAGGGUGGACCUCAGGGCCCAUCCCCCAAAUGCCUGGUGGUCCUGGUGAAGGCUCAGAGCCCAGUGGUUGGGAAGAGCCUUCUCCACAGUCCAUAAGUAGAAAGUUGGAGAUAGAUGAUGGAACAUCUGCAUGGGGUGACCCCAGCAGCUACAACUACAAGAGCGUGAACCUGUGGGACAAGAAUGGGCAAACGCAGUCCCAAAUGCAUGUACCGUCCCAGCCUCAACAGCAGGGACCUCAAUCUCUGCCACAGCAGUCACUUGGAAGGCAGCCUGCAGGCCUCGGGAACAGGGAUGUGAACCUUGCACAUUCAUCCAACAAAGGCCCUGGAAUAGCUCCCUCUGGAUGGGGAGGUAACAGUUCUCCGUCCAGCCCAUGUGUGGACAACGGCACUGCAGCCUGGGGAAAACCCAGUGAGACCCCGAUGGGUUGGGGUGAACCAGAAGAUACUGGGAAGUCCUCAGGCUGGGGAAACCCUUCCCCAAAUCCCAUCAAAUCUGGUUCAAAGUCUAUGCAAGAAGGCUGGGGUGAGGGAGAGGGCUCUGUCAGUGCGUCACGUCACUCCAGCUGGGAAGAGGAAGAGGAAGGUGGUGGUGUGUGGAGCAGUACUGGUUCUCAAGGCAGCAGCUCCUCCUAUAACUCUGGGGGUUGGGGCCAAGGUCAUGGAGGCAAGAAGGGCAACAAAGGGUCCAUUAAGAGUGGUGGAGAUUCAUGGAUGAACCCUAUGACUAGACAGUUCUCAAACAUGGGACUUCUGGGAGAGGAUCCCAGUGGGCGGCCCCUGGAUUUGGCCCCUGGCCCUCCUCAGGACAAGAAACUUGACGGAGACAAGCGCGGGGUCGGUUUGAACGACUACAACGGAGAGAUGCGCAAAGGUGGACGAGUAGGGGGAGGGGGAACAGUCUUCCGUUCGGCCAGUUCCAAAGAUGUGGGUCCUGGUGAACCUGGGCCUUACUAUGACAAGACGGGUGGUCAUAUGUUAGGAAGCGGGGCUGGAAUGGCACCAUCCAGACACCAACCCGGUGUGCCACCCAUAAACCUGUCCCCGGGGAUACGAGCGCAAGUGCCUCAUCAGUUCCUGUCACCGCAGGUGCCAGGUUCUGUGCUGAAGCAGAUGCCCCCUCCCAGCGGUGGAGUGGGUGGAGUCGGAGGAGUCGGUGGAGUGGGCGGAGUCGGGGGAGUGGGCGGGGUCGGAGGAGUGGGUGGAGGGGUUUUCCCCCCUCAGCUGUCCCCACAGCACAUUGCCAUGCUCAGCAGCAUCUACCCCCCUCACAUCCAGUUCCAGUUAGCCUGUCAACUACUUCUACAGCAGCAACCGCAGCAGCAGCAGCAGCAGCAGCAGCAGCAACUCUUACAAAACCAGAGGAAGUUCACUCAGAACAUGCGGCAACAGGCAGAUCCUCAGCAGCUUGCCAGGAUCAUGGCUGUUCUACAGCAGCAAAGACAGCAGCAGCAGGUUGGAAGUACCGGUGGGGGCUCAAAACUCUCCCCCUCCCACCUGGGUGGCCCAAAAAUGCCCAUGUCUGACACGCUCUCUCAUCCUGGCCUCGGGGGAUCUGUGGCUGACCUGCAUUCAAAAACACAAGGGACAUACUCUGGGUUCAGCUCUGGGGUAAAUCUGUCUGGCCUGGAGCUGGGCUCGAUGGUCGGGGGUCCUAAGGAAAGCGGAGGACAGCAGUCUCGCUUCAAGUGGAUGAUGGAAGGGCAUUCUCCAGCCCCCUCCCCUCCUGACAGCACACUGCACAAAAAUGGUCCCAUUGCUGCUCCAAUGAAGGCUAGGGGCAGCUCCCCAUACUCCCAGUUUGAGCUGCUAGGUGGGGAUGGUUUGGGUGUACCUCCCCAAGGUUCCAAUGAUAACUGGCACAGAACUCCUGGAAACAAGAUGGGGACCAAGAGUGGCACUUCUAGCUGGCCGCCAGAAUUCCAGCCGGGGGUGCCUUGGAAGGGAAUUCAGAGUGUUGAUCCUGAAUCUGAUCCCUAUAUGACCCCAGGGAGUAUGCUAGGCUCAUCUGGAGUGUCAAGCCUCAACGACAGUGAUCACCAGUUGCUAAGAGAUAACACAGAAUCAAACCCCUCCCUGAACACCUUGCUGCCUUCACCCGGUGCCUGGCCCUACAGUGCCUCAGAGAGCCCCCUCAACAAUGCACACAACCCAGCUAAGUACAACGAGUACAAGCCCAGCUGGCCCCCUGAGCCCAUAGGACACAACAAGCCCUGGAAGGCAAAUCGCAACAGCUCUCAGCUGCCACGCCCACCGCCUGGUCUGACGAAUCAGAAGUCAUCUUCCCUCUCCCCGUGGGCGGGAGGAGGUCCACGAUUGGCCAGGGGUUGGGGUGGCUCUGGCGGCAGCCAGGAAACCAGAUACGGGCCUGGCUCGGCAUGGAGUGAUGGUGGUGCCUCUAGAGGAAGCUGCUGGCUGGUGCUAAGUAAUCUCACUCCUCAGAUUGAUGGUUCCACUCUGAGAACUAUCUGUAUGCAGCAUGGUCCUCUGCUGACCUUCCACCUUGGUCUGACCCAGGGCAGCGCUCUGAUUCGUUACAGCUCCCGACAAGAAGCAGCGAAGGCCCAGAGUGCACUACACAUGUGUGUUUUGGGAAACACCACAAUACUGGCCGAGUUCGUGAGCGAAGAGGAAGUGGCUCGCUAUUUUGCACAUUCCCAGGCAGGGGGGGGCGCGAGCGGCGGCGGAACUGGGGCGAGCGGAGCCGUCUCGGGGACGGGAAGCGGGCAGGGGUCAUCAGGGUCGGGUCCGGUCGGCACCAGCAGUGCUGGGAGCGCCCCCGGAGGCGAGAGGGAGCGGGCCGGAGGUGGAAACUCCACGACAGGAGGAAACAACAACGGGGGAGGAGCAGGGCCUUCAGGCUCCAGCUGGCAGAGUUUGGACGGUACCGGUAACUCCCCAGACCCUGCCUCCGCCCAGGGGCCAAGCCUCAGUAUUUUCGCCCAAUGGAGCAGCAAUGGUGUGGGGGGAGGUGGUGUGGGCGGCAGUGCUGGGGGCAUAGAACCUGGCAGGCAAGGGUUGUGGAGGGGCAUGACUCCAGGGUACUCUGGCAGCAGCCUUUGGGGGUCUCCAGCCAUGGAGGACCGUCACCAGAUGAGCAGUCCUGGAGCACUGCUGCCAGGAGACCUGCUUGGAGGAGGGGCUGACUCCAUCUGACUGAACCAUCCACUCACUUAAACCCAAACACACACACACACACACACACACACACACACACACACAACACAUACACACUCACAUUCUCACACACGCACAUAUUGCAAAAUAUAAACAUGAAUAUUAUGAUAAGCACUCAUCUGUAUACUGGCAGUUAUAUAGAAACAGGCAUAUAAGUACCUUCAAAAGUACAUUCAUUGAUAGUGAUUCAUACAGACGUUCACAUACAUGCCAAUACAUGGUGGCUUGACAGAAAUUAAGUCUGCGUAUGGACACAUAAUUAGUAAUUCCAGUUACUGUGACAAAACCUGUAGGAUUAUACACAUAAAUUUCAGUGAACACUCAAUGGUCAAAAAUACUCACGCAAAUGCUGACGAACUCAAAAUAUUUUUUUACAAAUACAUUUACUUACCAAAAUGCAUUAAAUAUUCUGAUGAAUACUCAGUUGAGACAUUGCAAAAAUGCUUACAGACAACACUGGCUUCAUGUUUACACACUGUCAAACGUGUCGGACAACGCGCCCGUGUUCCAAACUCUGUACCACAUUAUCAAAAGUGACACACGCAGUUCAGUACAGUGUUAAGUUUGGAACACAGCGAGUGUCAGUAGUACGCAGAGCAGCACUGCUGAAAUACGUACGUACAUGUGCAUAUACAACUACACAAGUUUUACCCUUAAAUGAAGACUUCAGCAGCAAGACUUGAACAGGAAAAAAAAAAAAAAAAGUGAAAACAGUUGGACUUGGACACAGACUCAACUGGAUGAAUCCUAAAUCUUGAGUUUAUAGAGAUCACACUUGCAU
Messenger RNA from Chanos chanos (milkfish), 7232 nucleotides. It is a transcript of the gene tnrc6ba, whose product is annotated as trinucleotide repeat containing adaptor 6Ba. Lineage: Eukaryota; Metazoa; Chordata; Actinopteri; Gonorynchiformes; Chanidae. The transcript is spliced from 21 exons. Gene Ontology annotation, cellular component: nucleoplasm; P-body. Gene Ontology annotation, molecular function: nucleic acid binding. Gene Ontology annotation, biological process: positive regulation of nuclear-transcribed mRNA poly(A) tail shortening; miRNA-mediated post-transcriptional gene silencing. The coding region runs from base 272 to 6430 and encodes 2052 amino acids. The record is from RefSeq and is a predicted model, not a curated record.